AUGUCAUCGCAAAGCGCAGAGGACAACACCCGUUUAGAGCAAGUCUUAGAUGGGUCAACUCCAUACGACUCCGAGUCCACCCUCAGUCGCGGCGACUUGCAGGAAAAGCCAUCCGACCUCGACGAUGAGGACCCCGAGGCGCUGACUCGGCUCGAGACGGCCCAGUCAGCCGUUAAGCCCCCCUCCGAACUAUGGAAAGAAAUCAUCUUCAUCGCCGUCGUCUGCAUGGCUCAAUUCAUGACCCAAGCCGGUCUAUGCAUGUCCAUUGCCCCGGCUCACAUCAUCGGUGCCAGCUUUGGCACCACCAAUGCAGGCCAGCUCAGUUGGUUUGCUGCAGCCUACAGCUUAACUGUCGGGACCUUCAUCCUGGUUGCUGGUCGGCUCGGGGACGUCUACGGCCAUCGGCUCAUGUUUAUCAUCGGCUUCUCCUGGUUCGGUCUCUGGUCUCUCCUGGCCGGCUUCAGCGUCUGGUCGAAUAAGGUCUUUUUCGACUGCUGUCGAGCAUUGCAGGGAAUUGGUCCCGCCAUGUUAUUGCCGAACGCCAUUGCCAUUCUGGGACGAGCCUAUCCUCCCGGUCUGCGCAAGGAGAUGAUCUUUAGCUGUUUCGGAGCUACAGCCCCGGGCGGGUUCAUCGUCGGAGGUGUCUUCUCCUCCCUCUUUGCUCAGCUCGUUUGGUGGCCGUGGGCAUACUGGGUUAUGGGCAUGGUGUGCUUUGUACUGGCAGCGCUCGGUAUUCUUGUGAUUCCGGUUACCCGUCGCCCGAAGUUCACAGACGACAUGACGGCCUGGACGCGACUAGAUAUUCUCGGUGCCAUCACCGGUAUCUCGGCCCUGGUCCUGAUCAACUUUGCCUGGAACCAGGCUGCCCUUGUGGGAUGGCAGACACCCUACACCUAUGCCCUUCUAAUUGUCGGAUUCGUUUUCUUUGGUGUCUUCAUUUUUGUUGAACGCUCGGCCCCGUGCCCCUUGAUCCCACGAUCAGUCCUCUCCGGUGACCUGGCCUGGGUGCUCGGGUGCAUUGCGGCGGGUUGGUCCAGCUUCGGAAUUAUCAUCUACUACUUCUAUCAAUUCAUGGAAGUUAUCAAGGGUGACUCGCCACUACUCGCGACCGCUAAAUGGUCCGCCGCUGCGCCGUCCGGCGCCGUUGCUGCACUGGUUACCGGUUUCCUGCUGGGAAAGCUACCACCUAGCGUGAUCAUGUUUUUCGCCAUGUGCUUCUUCACUGCUGGACAAGCCAUCUUCGCCACUGUCCCUGUGCAUCAGACGUACUGGGCGCAGGCGUUUGUCGUUAGUCUGAUCACGUCGUGGGGAAUGGACAUGUCCUUCCCAUCAGGAACACUUAUUCUGAGUAACUCGAUGCACCAUCACCACCAGGGUCUGGCAGCAUCUCUUGUCACGACAACAGUCAAUUAUUCUAUCUCGCUGGGACUGGGAUUCGCCGGUACUGUGGAGUCGAACGUCAACGAUGGCGGGAAGAAUCCCCUGAAGGGCUACCGCGGGGCGCUUUAUCUUGGCAUAGGCCUUGCUGGGUUAGGAAUGGUGACGUCUAUUUGCUUCAUGUCGGUUAGCUGGAGACGUCAUCGUCUGGGGAAAGAGUCGACAUGA
Molecule: messenger RNA, 1605 nt
Organism: Aspergillus welwitschiae
Lineage: Eukaryota; Fungi; Ascomycota; Eurotiomycetes; Eurotiales; Aspergillaceae
Product: MFS transporter
Exons: 2
Coding region: 1-1605 (534 amino acids)
Biological process (GO): transmembrane transport
Cellular component (GO): membrane
Molecular function (GO): transmembrane transporter activity
Source: RefSeq, a predicted model, not a curated record